Molecule: messenger RNA, 3540 nt
Organism: Polistes dominula (European paper wasp)
Lineage: Eukaryota; Metazoa; Arthropoda; Insecta; Hymenoptera; Vespidae
Gene: Ncc69
Product: sodium chloride cotransporter 69
Biological process (GO): potassium ion import across plasma membrane; chloride transmembrane transport; chloride ion homeostasis
Cellular component (GO): membrane
Molecular function (GO): sodium:potassium:chloride symporter activity
Source: RefSeq, a predicted model, not a curated record
GCGCUUGUAGCGGUUGUCAGUGACAGUUGAGCUGUCGCGGCGUUAUGAUAUGUGGUAGAAGUUACUUGAUUUUUUUUUGAACGAGAAAAGCGUCCGUUACACCCGGCACCCGGUUCGAGUACGCGUGUAUAUAUGUUCAAUAGAAAUAAUAGCACGUGUACAAAGAGGGAGAUAUAUAUACGUGAUCGUGACGAUAUUUAUAACGGGACUCUUUAUAGAGAUUACAUCUAGACGAUCUCAAUAAAAAGGAAUUCGAAGAGGAUUAAUCGAAGAAGGUGACGACUCCGACAGAAAGAAUUUAAUUUUUAAUUUUAAAACCAAGUUUUAAUAACAAGAAGAAGAAGAAGAAGAAGAAAAAAAUAAAAACCAUAAAUAUGGCGCACGAAAAUGGUAUAAAUGGAGAUACAGAUUCUGAGACGGUUGAGUUGAAUCCUCUUAGAAGAACAAGAUUUCUCGUUAAUCGAGUGGACAGUGUAGAAGGUCGGACAAGUCUUUUGGGUGAACAGGAAACGAAAAAAUCUUUGAGACAUAUGACCAGAGAAGCUUUACCUAGGCUCGACAACUAUAGAAACAUUAUGAGCAUUCAAGCUGCACACAGACCAUCCCUCGAUGAACUCCACAAUCCUACUCUCCUUAACAAGACAUCCGGCUCGAACACACUGCCCAUAACAGAUGUAAAAUUACCGGUAUCGGGUGUCAAAUUUGGUUGGAUUCAAGGAGUUUUAAUGAGAUGCCUCCUAAACAUAUGGGGGGUUAUGCUAUUCCUUCGACUUUCUUGGGUAGUUGCUCAUACUGGUAUAGGACAAGCUAUACUUUUAAUUCUCACAACUACAGUAGUAACGACCAUAACGUGUUUAUCGAUGUCAGCCAUUAGUACGAACGGAUUGAUAAAAGCAGGUGGAACAUAUUAUAUGAUAUCCCGUUCACUUGGUCCUGAAUUUGGUGGUGCCAUAGGAUUAAUAUUUUCUUUAGCAAAUGCAGUUGCCUGUGCAAUGUAUGUAGUAGGGUUUUGCGAAAGUUUAGUUUUGAAUUGUCUUAAAUCAUAUCAACUGUGCAUACUUGACUGUGGCAGCUGGGAUAUGAAAAUUAUAGGUAGCUUGACCAUAGUUAUCCUUCUUGUGGUCAUAAUGAUUGGUUUAGAGUGGGAAGCCAAAGCUCAAGUCUUUCUUCUGAUCAUACUUCUUCUAGCCAUUUUUGAUUUUAUGAUUGGCACUAUUAUUGGGCCCAAGAGUGACGCAGAAAAAGCCAAAGGAUUUAUAGGAUAUAAUGCCAACUUAUUUGUGGAGAAUUUCAAGCCGGAUUAUAGAUACAGCGAAGGAGUGCAUCAUGAUUUUUUUUCAGUCCUCGCUAUCUUCUUUCCGGCAGCAACAGGUAUCCUGGCAGGUGCGAAUAUAUCCGGUGACUUGAAGGAUCCACAAUCGGCUAUACCUAAGGGAACUUUACUAGCGAUAUUAUUAACAACAUUAUCGUAUAUUCUUAUGGCAAUUAUGGUUGGAGGUAGCGUCAUGCGAGACGCUUCCGGUGAAAUAAGUGACAUAAGAACUGUUAAUAAUUCUUACAUCGUGCAAUCGUUAUUUGACGUAAGUAACGACACUUCAGCAGAAAAUUUGACCAUUACUGGAAAUUGGAACGAAACUAUUUGGAGUAUAUAUGAUACCAAAUUUAAUUGUACGUCCGGAUGUAACUAUGGAACUCAUAAUAGCUUUCAGGUAAUCGAAUUAGUAGCCGCUUUUGGUCCUUUUAUUUAUGCUGGCUGUUUCGCAGCAACCCUAUCAAGUGCCUUAGCUUCUUUGGUCUCAGCACCAAAAGUAUUUCAAGCUCUCUGUCUUGACAAUCUUUAUCCUGGAAUAGGAUGGUUUAGCGGGAAAAAAGAUAAGGAACCUAUUCGCGGAUAUUGUCUUACUUUCGUUAUUGCCUUUUCUUUUAUACUAAUCGGAGAGUUAAACGUUAUCGCUCCACUGAUAUCAAAUUUCUUCUUGGCUGCAUACACUCUUAUUAAUUUCAGUACUUUCCAUGCUUCUCUAGCAAGACCAAUUGGUUGGCGGCCAACAUUUAAGUAUUACAAUAUGUGGCUCAGUCUUGCCGGUGCUAUUCUAUGCGUUUCUGUGAUGUUCUUGAUCUCAUGGUGGACAGCCUUGAUUACCUUGUUCAUAGUUCUAGCGCUAUAUUUGGUAGUCUCGUAUAGGAAGCCUGAUGUAAAUUGGGGAUCUACCACGCAAGCCCAAUCGUACAACAAUGCCUUAACAGCGAUUCAACAAUUAGAUAGGGUAGAAGAACAUGUCAAAAAUUACAGGCCCCAAUUAUUAGUUCUUACUGGAAUACCAUCCACGAGAGUGUCGUUAGUCGAUUUUGCUCAUAACAUUACGAAAAAUCAAAGUUUAUUUAUUUGUGGACACAUUGUAGAAUCAUCGAUAUCGUACAAAACACGCAAUAACAUGGUAGCGAAAUGUACUUCGUGGUUCAGAGCGAAUAAAAUAAAAGCAUUUUAUUCCGUGGUCGAUGGUGCCAAUUUUCAAGAUGGUGCUACUUCUCUUUUACAAGCUGCCGGUUUGGGAAAAAUGAAACCUAAUAUUUUAUUGAUGGGUUAUAAACAAGAUUGGGCCUGCUGUUCGCGAGAGAAUUUGAACAUGUACUUUAAUACCAUGCACAAAGCAUUAGAUAUGCAUAUAGCUGUAGCUUUAUUACGAAUUCGUGAAGGAUUAGACAGUAGUGGAGUUAUAACUGAAGCUGAGGAACAAAAAAGAUUUACUCCUGUGGUUUUACCAGCAAAUCAAAGUUUCUCUCAACUUAGUCAAGCCAGUAGUACUUCAGACAUUUCAAUACCAGGAAGUCCUGCUCCAAAACGUUCAAAAGUAGUUAACGAAUAUCCAAAUCCAUGGGCGAGCGAACAAUCUCGUGAAAAUCAACAAAAUGUUAAUCCCAUAAGAAAGGAACUAUUUAAUGCUGUUGCAUUAUUUCAAAAGAAACAAAAAAAGGGAACAAUUGAUGUUUGGUGGUUAUAUGACGAUGGUGGUUUAACACUUUUAUUACCUUAUAUUAUUAGUACGAGGCGUAAUUGGUCGAAUAGUAAAUUAAGAGUUUUUGCUCUUGCGAAUAAAUAUUCAGAACUCGAGUACGAACAAAGGAAUAUGGCUAGUCUUUUGUCGAAAUUUCGGAUAGAUUAUUCGGCAUUAAAAGUAAUUCCGGAUAUAUCUAAACCAGCUCAAAACAGUACAAAAAAUUUCUUUGACACAUUGAUCAAUGAUUUCAAAGGAUCCGAUAAUACCAAAGAAUCUGACGAUGGCGUCAUAAAGGAAUCCGAACUUAUUGCGAUGAAAGAGAAAACAAAUAGACAUCUCAGAUUGAGAGAAUUGUUGCUUGAAAAUUCUAUGGAAGCAAAUUUAGUUGUUAUGACGUUGCCAAUGCCACGAAAAGGUGCAGUUUCCGCACCACUUUACAUGGCAUGGCUUGAAUCCCUAACGCGUGACAUGCCGCCAUUUUUACUUGUUCGAGGAAAUCAUACGUCUGUCUUAACAUUUUAUUCUUGAAUAUAAAUAUGAA